GUCUAAAACAUGCCUUCCCCACUUGAGAAAGGGUACAAACCCCCAUAUCCUGAACCUCAGCCCACCUAUGAAUCUGAAUCCCUUGUGGUUCAAAAAUCAUUGUGCUUAUACCAUUUCGAAAUACGGGAUGUCCAUGUGCGUCUUGGGAAUGGCAGAAGAAUUUAGAGGAGAAGUUGCUGUCAAUGCUUUAUGGCCUAAAACAGCCAUACAUACAGCUGCUAUGGAUAUGCUAGGAGGAUCUGGAAUAGAAAAACAAUGCAGGAAAACGGACAUCAUUGCAGAUGCUGCAUAUUGCAUUUUAACAAAACCAAAAAGUUUCACUGGAAACUUCAUUAUUGAUGAAGUUCUGCUGAGAGAAGAAGGAGUUGAGGAUUUUGAUGCCUAUGCAAUUGCACCAGGUAACCCCCUGGUGCCUGACUUCUUCUUGGAUCUUGAAACUGACAUGACAGGCAGGAAACAAGAAGGAUAUGGUGGUUCCCAAGCAUUCAAGGAGGAAAAGAAACUAAGCGGAUCCCAGCAAGAAGGAUCAGAAUCUGCUGCAGCCAAGCUGUUGAGUCCUGUUGCAGAAACAUUCAGAGUUAUUCAGGGAGCAAUAACUGAAGAGUAUGUGAGAACCACUCAGGGCAUCUUUCAGUUUGAGUUAUCUGGUGAUGAAGGAGGCAUCUGGUACAUUGACCUGAAAACCAAGGGGGGGAGCACUGGUUCCGGGAAGCCUCCUCUGAAGGCCGAUGUGGUUAUGAGCAUGUCGAGCACCGACUUUGUGAAAAUGUUCACAGGUAAACUAAAGCCAACCCUGGCCUUCAUGACAGGAAAAUUAAGGAUUAAAGGUAACAUGGCACUGGCAAUAAAGCUUGAGAAGAUGCUGACACAGCUUAACUCUAAACUGUGA
Messenger RNA from Nestor notabilis (Kea), 889 nucleotides. It is a transcript of the gene HSDL2, whose product is annotated as hydroxysteroid dehydrogenase like 2. The annotation marks the transcript as partial. Lineage: Eukaryota; Metazoa; Chordata; Aves; Psittaciformes; Psittacidae. Gene Ontology annotation, cellular component: mitochondrion. The record is from RefSeq and is a predicted model, not a curated record. The transcript has 7 exons.